This is a messenger RNA of Leptomonas pyrrhocoris, 2327 nucleotides long. RefSeq lists its product as hypothetical. NCBI's taxonomy places the organism in Eukaryota, Euglenozoa, Kinetoplastea, Trypanosomatida, Trypanosomatidae. The transcript has a single exon. Gene Ontology annotation, cellular component: cilium. The record is from RefSeq and is a predicted model, not a curated record. Bases 192 to 2327 code for a protein of 711 amino acids.
AGCCGCUGUUGCAAAUUUGAAGGAGGAAGAAUAACGGUUAGAACACUCACAGUUUUCUAACAGUAGUGCCUGCCCAAGUGCGGCCUCGAUAGAUGACAGACCACCUUUCUGAGCGUUGUUGCCACCGUUAACACACGCCUUGCUCGCUGCACUAACACCUUCGCGAAGGCGAAGUUGACCAUCGGACCGCUAUGUCGGCCCCCUUGCCGUUUGAUGUCCUCUUCUGCACGAGCGAAGAUCCGCAGCAUCCCAUCUCGCAGCUCGCCGGGGGAGCCGCAGAUGCGAGGGCUGGGGACGCGUCUCUCACGGGGUGGCAGAGUGCGCGCAAUGGGAAGGUUCCACAGACCCUUGUCCUGCGCUUUCACGGCAAUGUCUGGCUGCAGCAGCUGCGCAUCCUAUCACAUGAGUCGAAGAUCGCCACAAAGGUCGAGGUGCGGGUUGCGAAGCUCGCAGACGACGACGACCGUGCAAACCCGCCGUCGUUCCGCAGUGUGCGCUUUGUGAAACUCGGCUCCGUCGAUUUUAAUAGCAAUGAGCAGUCGCAUUACAAAUCAAAGGAGCGCAAGACCGUGCACCUCAAGACGGAGGCGUAUUUUCUCAAGCUGCUGUUCGACCGCCCCUACAUCAACGCCCUCAAUACUGGCCAGCAAAUCGGUAUUUACUCGCUGGAGUGCAGUGGGCACGUUGUGGAUCCUGUGGAGAGACACGCCGAUGCACAGCCAAUCGUCGGUGGGUCAUCUCGGCCGGCCAGUAUAGCUUUCAAGCCACCGAAAGAGGGUCGAGCGUUCAGCACCGCCGUCACGGAGACACCGGCGGUGGCGCAGUCUUCAGAACGCGGCUCUAGUGUCCCUGCCACACCAUCUGAAGUUGCAGACGGUCACCCAUUGCAACCUCCCGGGCCCACGACGCAGCCCAUGAAGCUGGCGCUUUCGUCCAACGGCAGCGGGCCUUCGGAGAGCGUGCUAGGCGCUGCCUUUCGCUCUGUACGCAUUUUAGAAUUCGAAGACUUCUUCCUCCGCCGCUCUGAGGAGCUGGUUUCGUUAAAAGAGGAGGCGGUGGCGGUGGAGGACUUCGCUGUGGCAGCAGAGUGCAGAGACAAGUUGGCGCUGCUGAACAAACGAGCCAAGGAGGUUUACGAGCUCGAGCAAGACAAGGUGCAGGCCAUCAUCGACGAGAACUUUGAGGUGGCCCAACAGGUGAAGGUGCGCAUGAACGACUUGGUGGGGCAGCUGUUUACGACGACAGCGCUGCCUGUCCCCGCGGCGUCAGGCAAGUCACCGGACAGCGCGGCCGCCUCGGAGACGUCCGAUGAUGGAGCCUCGCACGCACCAGCAGCGCCGCCCGCGGAGGCACCGCCGCAUCGAAAUCCGCACGUGCAGCCGACGUCGCCGCUGAGCUCGUCCAGCAAAUCCGCAGACAACGCCAUCACGGACAAUGAGAGCGUCGUCAGCGAGGCGAUCGAGGCGACGGAGGAGACGCAGCGCGUGGUCGACGCAAGUGCCUUGUCCUCACCCGAGAGAAGCGUGGCGCGGGCCAUUCUCUCCACUGCUGGAAGCGAAGAGAGUACCUCGGUAGCGCUGUCGAGUCCGGGCUUUGAUAUUCAGCCUCUCAUCUCAGCAGUGGGCAUUUUUGCGGCGGCGUGUCUGCUCUCGCGGCGUUUCAAGCUGCGCGAGGCUGCACUGGUCGUCAUCACGGAGCGCCACGAUAUGUUCAGUGCCGCCCCCUCCUUGAUUGAAGAUGCCGUGUUGCGCUUCCUUGACCACAAUUCUUUCGGGCUGCAAGACCUGAUCCCCAACGUUGUCUUUGCGGCGUGCACUUUCAUACGCAUGACACUGGCCGAUGCAGCCGGCUGCAUCGGCAGUGUCUUGGCGCCGCUCGUGGCGCUGCUGCCGCGUCUUCUCACCCGCUGCAGCGACAACCUCCAGCGCAUCCGCGACGAGGCCCUGACGACGCUGACGCUCUACGUCAAGACGCCGGCCAUCCCGGCCAACUCUGUUCUCUCCGCCACAUUGAUGGAGCCGAUGGACAAGGAACGGCGAAAGCUGCCCUUCACCAACGCCAAGGCACAACUUUCACGUCUGAACCUCUUUCAGCUUGUCGUGGAACACGACCGCCUGCAUUUGGAAGGCAAUGCAGCUCUCUCCGGCAAUGUACUGCAGAAGUUGUUGUUGCCGACGGUGAACCACCCCAACCCGGAAGUGCGUGACCUGGCUGUUUCCAUUCUGGGAAAACUGGUUGCGGCGCGACAGAUUACGCUGCGCGACAAGGACCUUGCUUUAAUUAGAAACGGCGGAAUUCGUGACGGCAUUGCGAGUAAAAGAGCAUAG